GAUGACGUUUCAGCAACAAACUGGAAAUGGGAUCGCACAGAAGUUGUCUCGAGUGAAAAAUCAAUCGUAAUCGCGUUAAAUUGGUUUAAUUUCAUGUGAUUUGUAGUUCCUGUCUUAGAUAAUAGUGGUCCGCAAGUGCUGAAAAUGGCCCCUGGAGCUAACAGUAAUAACAACCAUAAUCGCCAGACGGGAACGAAACCGAAAACAAAAUCAUCAAAGAAAAAUGCUGUACCUCGAGAGGUAGUUGCCCCGACAAGACGAGAUCUCCAGCAGCAACUAAACGUUCUCGUCGAUUGGGCUACGGUAUCGGGUGUUACUGAAGCCGCUGUCAACAGUCAGCAACAGCCAGGGACAGGCGUUGGAGUUUCCAGCAGCCAACAGAACUUUCUACUCAAGCCUAGAAAUAACCGUACUCCGGGCGAGGGAACGUGUUACGAAAUUGAUAACCUUGCUCUGCAAGACAACAGUCGCUACAUCCCGGUACGACCGAUUGUCCGUCGGAAUUUACUGAGUGAAAGUGCAGGGAUCGAAUCCGGCGAGCAGCACAAUACCGCAGUCGGUGUAGUUAUCCCAACCACUCCGAAUUCUGCACUGCAAACUUUCCGCCUCAACGAUCCCACAGGAGCUUCCAGUGGGGGCAUUAAUAAUCUCAUCAAUAACACCGGCAGUCAGAAACACAUUUUCAAUCCCUUCCAACAACAGCAGCAGCAGCAACAACAACUCCACCAACAGCAACUGCGUGCGUCUCCGCUUAGCUCGCGUGUUCCAGACGGUGCAUCUCAGAAUCAACUCAAUCUCAAUAAAAACUCGAAUCAACAACAGCAACAAUUGCAACAGCAGCAGCAGCAACAACAACUGUACGGAGUUGGUGCCAUUGGUGGAGGGGGAGCCACUUCGAGGGUCAACUUUGAAGAUAAACUGAAUCAGAUUCAGGAGUACAUAAAGCUGACCACCAAUUUGAUCUCUUCGGUGCAAAUAGAUAAUAGUCUUUCACAGAGGAAGCAAUCGCAGGAGGGAGGGAAGCAAAACAACACCGUUACCGGGAUGGGUGAUCAAAGUUGCUAUUUCAUGCCGAUCAAUUCCACUAGUUUAGAAAGUGUUCCCAACAGCGAUUCUGAGCUCAACGGUCCACGACCGCAAUCGGUUCAGAGCAUUUGCACCAAUAACUCCACGACCCCGGUGCAGACUCCAUCCUACGACGAACUGCGUUAUCGAGUAGAGGGUCAGAGUAAAAACAUGCAAGCACUGAAAGAACAGCAAGCUCAUCUACUGCGGUUGCAGCAAGCUGCCCGUCAGCAGCUACAGGAGAUGGAAGCUAUUCGCAAUCAGACAGCGGCCAGUGCGGUGCCGUUGGAAAACUUCGAAUCGGUAGAGCAGGUACAGGAAGGAAUCAGUGGCGUUAUGGAACGGAUGCGUGUUCUAGCUACAUUCAUUCAAAAUCAGCAGGAGCUGGGUAAUCUACUCGGUGGAGACAAUGAUGAUGUGCUUAACGAACAGGUUAUGCUGCAGCAAAAGUUCCAAGAGUUGCGCCAUAAAAAGGCUCAAAUGCAUAAUUUGGUAUCCGAAUUGCAAAACUUGAAUGUUGAAGCGAGUAGACAUUUCGAGACAGUAGCUCCGGCUGCGGGUGUCGAGCGGAAUGUUCCGAUCGAGCUGACAAAUGCUCCGGCGCCGGCAGCCGAUAUGAAAAAGGCUACCAAAACUUUCAAUCAAAACAAUGUAGAUCAUACAAUGUUGAAUGGAACACGUGGUGGUUCUAUAACACCGAAGGUUGAGAAUAUGAUUAACAAUACCGCAGAAGGUAUCAACGAGGAUGAGGAUGAGGAAGAAGAGGCAGAAGCAAUCGCUGGAACCGCCGAUAUGUUGAAUGAAAAAAUCAACGAAAUCAAUGCCAUGAAAUCACAAUUGCGACGUUUGAAGGAGAUGAUGGACACUGUGAAGUUGAUCGAAAUGAAAACCGGUGACUCUGCCAAUGAAGAAGAAGAUGUUCCCGAGGAGAAUGAUGACAACGCGGAUACCGACGAAAACAGCCGUUCGCCAAGUGUUGCUAGCCAGAUAAGCGAUCAAGCGGGAGCCGCAGGAGGACCAACCGAUAAACGUCGGGAGCAGCUGAAUCAGCGAGUAGAAGCUUUACAUGCCAUGACACGUGAUCUCAGAGAACAAGCAAAAUCGAUUGCCGCCGAAAGGGAUGCUUUAAAAGUUUCUCGCUCGGAAAUUCAAAAACGACGCAAUAACGUAGCUGAACUUCAACAUCAAGCCGAAACUCAAACCGCAGAAAAACUAACCAAUCACGUGGCAUCGCUCGUUUCUUCACUACCAGCAGGGCCAAAAGAGCGGGAACAGAUGGCUUUGAAAGCUGAACUCGAACAAAAAAGACGCGAGCUGGAACGGAUCGAAAAAAUGACACAUAACAUUAAGAAAAAUACUGAGCUCUCUCAGCGAAACACUGAAGUAGCACCGCCAAAAGUGUCAUCGGUUUCCUCCGCAGGCUCGCUACAGUCUCCCAGCCAUCCACCGGUGAUUCCUCCUCCGCCGACGUCUUCCGCAGUUAACAACACAAGCGCCAGCAACGCCACGAAUCACUCGAAAAACUCCGCUGACUCCGGUGUUACCGAUAUAUUCGCUAACGCCCAGCUUGAGUCCGGUAGCUACCAGUCUAGUAGCACUCGCAGUUUAAACAUGGUUCCACCAAUGCCAGAUAUUUGCAAUCGCGCCGAUCGCUACCAUCGUAAAUCCGAGGAGGUCUCUGCGUCAGCAGCUCGAACUUCACCCUGGCCGGCUCAUUUGUUCGGAGGAAGUGGCGGAGUUGGUCCGUCAAGCUCUAAUACUGGACCACAAAGUCCUCAUCCGUUCCCUCCGUUCGUUGGUUCGGAUAUUCAGGUAAGCUCUGCCUAUCCGGCCUACAAUGUUUAUCCGAACUACUCAAAUCUGCUACCCCCGCACACACCCAAUUCGGCCCCACCACCACCGGAUCCGUUGAUGUUCCAGCACUUUAUGCAAACUCAGCAAAUGUUGAUGAACUUAAUAACACAGUGCAACCAGCUGCUGUGGAUCCAACAGCGGGAGAUCAACAAUCUGAACAAUGCAGUACUGCUUCUCCAAGAACGUAUUCUGGCCAAUGGAAACACCAGUAUUCUAUUGAACGAUAUCCACGUCCCCGGUGCCGCUGCUCACAUACGGGCUGAAUCUACUCCGCCCAACAAUUCGCUCAACUCCGCUGGUACACUUUCCGGUUCGGUCUACAGUCGAGCUCGCUCCGAGCAACCAUCAAUGAAUCAUCCGCAAACCCCUUCCUCACCAUACCAAACACUCCCAUCAAACACCCUUCAACAUGCGUCGUACGGUGGCCUCGGUGGAAAUUCCACUGGCCAAUUUCAUCCUUUCACCCCAACCACAUCACACCAGUCUAACGCGCAGUUCUCGAUUAAUCAACAAAUUCAGCGCAAUAAUACUAACAUCUCAAACGCUAACGCUGCCGGUUCGGUCAAUAGCAGCAGUAGUACCCAGCGCAACUAUCGCAAUCUCAGACACGUAAACAUUAACACCGCUAACAAUGCGAUCUACGAACAGCAGCAGCAGCAACAACCUCUGUAUAGUCACCAGGUCUCUCUACAGCAGCACUCGAAUAAUUUUAUGAACCUCAACAAUCCGCUACAACAGACGGGAGCAGGGAACGACGACACGAAUCUGCAGCAGCAGCAUUAUAACAAUAUUUCCGUGGCAGCCGGUGGUAGUGGCAACCUCGGCCCAUCCAACAUGAUUAAUAACUUGGCGAAUGGUCCGACUACAACCAUGCAAACGGGAGGAGCCCUACAACAGCCACCGCCUUGCCUGAACAAUCUGAAUAAUAGCAGUAACAACAGUAACGCUUCCCAGCAAACGCAAGCACUUAAUAACCAGGUCCUACCGGGAGUACGUGCCAAUAAUUAUUGGGACAAUUUUAGAAGUUACUCAAGACAAAAUCUUCUGUCGAGCAAUAGCUGCAAAAGUAACGAAGAUUCCUGUACACCAAGCUCCGGCAGUUGCACCAACAACAUCAACAACCAAAUUCAGCGCAAUAGUAACACAAACAACUACAACAACAAUGCCGCCACCGGAAACACGUGCAGUUCCAUUGGCCAGAACGCCAACAACAAGUAUCCUUCGAACUUCAACCGCAACAAUUCGCUUAGCAAUGUCAACCAACAGGCGAUAUCCGAUGUAGGUUCUAAUCCGCACCAGCCAAACAUGUCUCAUCAUCAACAAACACAACAGCACUACGCAGCUCUGCCAUCAUCACAACAGCAGCAGCUGCAGCAACAGCCUACCCAACAACAACAACAGCACCAAGAUUCGGCAUCUUUCCAACAGAUACCACAAACGAUGUUUCAUCAACAGCAAGCACAGCAACAGCAGCAGCAGCAGCAGCAACAACAACAGCAGCAGCAAUCGCAACAACAUCAAAAUCAUCAUACCCCUUUGAACCAAUCAAAUUCUUUAGAUCUCAGUGAGCUGCAGUUCCACACCAAUCCGAUCAAUCUGGGUCUGGCCAACAAGAGUAACCAUCCGAAAGGUAGCGGUCAUAAGAAGUAUCCACUUUCGCUGCGUUCUUGCCGCGACGGUAGCAACUCCAGCGGUGAAGUGAGCUCUAACUUUUACGCCGUUGGUGCACAUGCGGAUAUGAUCAGUGAUUUGAAUUUGGCCACCGCUAGCAACUACCAGCACGAUUCCAAAUCGUCCUCGAAAUUGUUCGAAGCCUUGAAGGAGAAUGUCUACCAGGAAGUUAAAAACCUCAUCACCGCCAACGAAUCUAGACCGCACUUCUUGAUCCAACUGUUUCGAGAACUGCAGCUUAUCUCAUCGGAUCCGCUGCGUCAACGGACGCUGCAGUCGAUUCAGGACUUGUACAACCGUUACAUCGAGACUACCCUACAACAGGAACAGCAGGAAGGUCACGUAAAUAACAUAGGCAGUAAUAAUUUGCUUUCUUCGGUAGCCGUACCGGCCUCGGUCAGCGGUACCGUUCAAAAUGCAGAGAGUGUGGUAGGAGGACAGCAGCCAGUGGCUGCCGAGAAUUUGGAGGUGGUAGAAAUGGAAGUUUCUCAGAACUUUACCAACGCACGAAGUCAACAGCAACAACAGGUGGCAGCGGCGGUUUAUCACUUUGUUCCUGCGGCGGAAAGCACUCCCAAUGUAGCCAAUGUCACAGCGUCCAGUUCCGGCACCAAUGAGGGUAUUCUCGGCAAUGAGCUAGAGGCUGGCGAGCUAGGUGUUCCCAGCUCGGAAAUAAUCAGUAUCAUUAUGGGUGACAUCGUCUCGGUUAUUAAUUCGGUAGAUUACAUCAAUGACUCGGUUCUAUGCAAAAUUGCCGGCGUAAUUUGCAAUCAUGCAACGGGUGCCCCUAAUGGGCUGUUCCAGAGUGCACAAGGACAGCAGCAGAAGACCCCGGAGCGGCUAUUGGCCAAUCCUAUGCUCGGACCGUCGAUGGCUGCCUUUCUAGCACAGAAUGAUGCUGACUUCAUCAGCCGGGAGGAUUUCCUUCGACAUCUAGAGAGUUGGAACCGAACCGAUAAAGACGAAUUUAUUUCGAAUCUAGAGAAUUUGCUGAAUAACAUUUUGUUGAGAUCAUCCGCCGCCGAGGGUGAUGCAGCAAUGGUCUCGUCUUCGAACAUGAACGGUGACGAGGAAGGACAAAUGAGAGCCCAAAUGCAACAUCAACAGCAACAACAGCAUCUUCAUGACUCCUUGUCUAGUCACGGCAACGGCAUUAACACGAGCGCGGACAUCAGUACCGAUAACAACGAAACGUUUGCCUCCUACUCUGGCAACGAGGUUCCGUUUUCUCCACGUGGAUUUUCUGCCGUUGGUCCUGUUGGUGGGGGAUGUGGCGGUCGAAGAUUGUACGGUGUGUCCGAAAGUGAUAACAUUUCCAACGGAGUGAGCAGUUCCAACGGUUAUGCUUCAACAACGUACGAUUUGGCGGAGGCAGAUCAAAUCUGCGAUUUGGAUAAAACAAUUUCAGCAGGUGCCGUUGGAGGAGUUGCUUCAAUGGCCCCUAACUCCAACUCCGAAGCCAUGUUGCACAGUAUGGAUGAUCGACGAAGAAUGAGACAGUGGAUGUUGGAUGAUGAUCUAGCGGAUAUGCCGGAUAGGGCGGCGAAAGAGCAACAACCACAGCAAAACCCGGACCCAAGGUUUGGCGAUGUGUGGAAGCUUGAGGACGAAUAAUAAAACGAAAACUUGCUAAGAGCUCCCAUCGCGAGCCUGCUUUAUUGCUUCUAUCGCAUACUCCUGUUUGAUUGGCGGUCUCUUCUUAAGGCUUUGUGGCCGUUAUAGUAUAACAGGGAGGAGAACAAGACAAUGGAUAAUCAACUCCAAAUUACCCAACGAAAUCUGCUCUUAAGGAUUUUAACGAAGUUGGUACACUUUCAGACGUAAAUUCAUUUUUGUCUUUAUUUUUUUCUUUUUAAAUGUGAUAUUUUCGGUUCAUUUCAACAACAAUAACCAGAGCCGCAAUUAGAUUUUGUGUACUAUGUAUUCGAUUAACUCAAUGAUAUGAUAAAACUUGACAACAAAUUGUCCAUUUUUUGCGUUGUAUCAUGGCCAAACCAUAGCGAUUAAUUUUUAUUUAUUCAAUGUUGUGUCUGAAAAGCUCGCAGGUUGUAAUGCGACGCGGAAAUAACGUUCUGAAGCUGAGCUGCAAAAUAAGUGUCGUGUUUAAGCUGCUCGAAAUGUUGUUCCUAAGAGUUUGGCGCGAAUUGCAGCACACGCGCGUUGUUUUGCAUCUCAAGUUGUGAAGGUACUAAACGGAGAAGCUCAAAGCGCCGGUAUGAUCUGUAUCUAAAUAUAAUCAUAGUGUAAAA
This is a messenger RNA of Wyeomyia smithii (pitcher-plant mosquito), 6839 nucleotides long. RefSeq names its product probable WRKY transcription factor protein 1. NCBI's taxonomy places the organism in Eukaryota, Metazoa, Arthropoda, Insecta, Diptera, Culicidae. The record is from RefSeq and is a predicted model, not a curated record. Bases 145 to 6204 code for a protein of 2019 amino acids. The transcript is spliced from 10 exons.